AUGGCAAAGGUAUCAACCUCUGAACCAGUUGAAGGACAUCACGUUUCUUUCAUUCUUCCCACUGAGCAUUCUUCUUCUAGUCGAACUCCGUCUGUAACAUCUAUUACUUCCGUAAAUUGCACCUUAAAACAACCACGCUAUCAUAAUUUAUAUCAACCAUCAUGGCGUGAACAACUAGCUGUUAAACUUAAUAACUCUAAAGUUGGUAGCAUUUGGAAAUUAGUGGACGCCUUUUUAAAUAUAAUGCUAUGUGUGAUUUAUAUCUCUCACACUGCGUACAUGAAGGUAGCGUUGCCGAAAUUCAACGUGAUCGUUGAAUCCGUAUUGGCAAUAUUGUUACUCUUGGAAUAUAUUCCAAAGUUUUAUAUUUAUAAAUUUGAAUCUUGGCGUUCACUCUUUACCGGAGUUUCACCGAUUCUUACUGUUCUAACGGUUUAUCCCGUGUUAAUUACCGCUUUGGAUCCGGUGCUUAACGAAACCCGUUAUAUUGUCUUUUUUUAUCCUUUCCGAUUUAUUCGUUGUUAUUUUUCAGUAUAUGAUUGUUUGGUUAGAAGUGAAAAGUCCGUUAUAAAGAUUGGACAGGUCACUAGUAGAGUGUUGAUAUUUUUGGAAUCAAUUCUAUUUCUGGUGUUAGCUGGCUCUUCUUUGUUAUAUGCUUUAUUCUUUACAACAAUUAUGUUGGGAACUGUUGGUUAUUUAAGUGAUAUAAUACCCGAUAAUGCAUUUCCAAGGGUUCUUCUCAUGGUGAUAUUUAUUAUGGGUUUGAUAUUUAUUCCGUAUUCCAUAACAGAAUUGACUUCUUUGAUAAGAUCUAAAUCAGUUUAUGACAAGCCAUUCCGAAAGAUUUCGAAACAACCACAUGUCAUUAUAAUAGCGCCUACAAUAGAGUUACCUUCGUUAAGACAUUUUUUGAAAGAAUUUUAUUCUUUAGCACAUGGUACCGCUACUGUCAACACUAAGGUGGUAAUCUUAAAUUCUACGGAUCCUACUGAUCGCGUGAGAACUUUUUUGUCAGAUCCAGUUUUUGCUCAUCGUGUACAAUAUAUUCGAGGAAGUUCUCUUGAAGCACGUUAUUUAGAAAAAUCCAAAGCAGCAAACGCAUCAGCAUAUUUCAUUCUUGCAAAGAAAUAUACACAACAGAAUCCAGAACAAAUAAUUUGUAUUGAUGAAUUAAAAUUGGGAAUUCUUGCUCAUUCAUGCCUGACUCCAGGAUUCUCAUCACUUUUAUAUGGACUUACAACUUCAUUUACUUCGGAAUCUGCACAGCAAUUAAGAAAUGAGGCCAAAAAACGUUGUUCCUCAAGUGUGUUGGAUGUUGAAGCUAUUGAGGAUUACAUUACUGGAAUUUCCCAAUCAAUUUACACGACUACAUUGUCUGAAUGUUUUCCUGGGGAAACUUUCUUGGUUGUGUCUGAACGUCUUUAUGAGAGUCUAGGAGUUGUAUUGUUUGCAAUUGGAAUUCCAAAGCAACGAUCAACUAGUGAAUACACUAAUCAUUGGGUGUUCGAUUCAAAUGAAUUUGAUGAAGAAGAAUAUUCCAAAAAUUUCAUUGUAUUAAUAAAUCCGGGUGAUUAUAUUGUUAAAGGUGAUGAAAUAGGAUUUAUUAUCGCAUCAGAUGGUAAACUAGUUGAUGGAAUAUCAACUUAUGAGUUACAUCAUUCUCAAAGAUCUAAUCCCAUUUCCAAUUAUGAGCAACAUACAUUUUCAGAAAGACAAUCUUUAUUAUCAGGGGAUACAUUAAAAAAUAGUGGUGGUGGUUCUUAUUUCGAUAUUAAGAAAAAACCCCAAACAUCAGUUUCGACACAUGAUCAACAAUAUGAAUAUCCUCAUAGACCUGACUCUUCUAUAGCAAGACGUCAACGUGCACUUUCAACACCUAUGUCUUUAUCCACAGAUCAUCCACACGAGAAUCCCCAUUUUGAGCACUCAACAACUUCCUUUAAUACAUCCUUCCCCGUUAUUCACGAAAUUGAAAGUUCUUACUCUAUAAUAGAAACAAUAACCGGUCAUAUUCUUUUAUGUGAUUAUUCAUCAAUAUUUCCUCGUAACCUGGAUUGUUUUGUUAGUCCACUGCGUAAAUCACAUUUAGAUAAAAUAACUCCCGUUGUGAUUUUAUCGCCAGCGAGGCCAUCCCGAAGUCAAUGGAAGAUAUUGAGCCGAUUUGAUCAUGUUUAUUUUGUCGAAGGAAAUCCAAUGACAAGAGAAGGUUUAGAGAGUGGUCGAGUUAAAUACGCAAAGCAGGCUGCAAUGUGCAAAGAAGAUAUUGACGUAUUUGUGGAGUUCGUGCACAUGGAUAACAUGAAAUUUAUGUCUGAGGAUGCUUCGUCCAUUGAUAAAAACAUGAAACCCCAUCAUUCUCCAGCUUUUAUGGCCGGAACAUGCUUUUCAUUAUCAAUGUUGGACAGUAUUAUUUGUCAAUCAUUUUAUCAACCACAUCUUGUUUCCAUCAUUCAUCAAAUGCUUUUUAGUGCACCUCCAUUACAUCUUCCAUCUGGAGCAACGUGUCCUGCACCUUCUCAUUCACACUUUUUCCAAAUUCCAGUCCCUCAUGCAUUUGUAGGAUAUCGAUAUGGAGCUUUGUUUCACUUCUUGUCAAAUGAGAAAAAGGCUAUACCCUUAGGGUUAUAUCGUACUAAAAGUGUAAAAACUUCUAAUGGGAAUAUAAAAGAUGUGAAGUAUAUUUAUACAUGUCCAAAAUAUCACACUUUAUUGAAGGAAACUGAUAAAGUAUUUGUAUUAAGUAAAAGAAUGCCCAUAAUUUCAGAGAAAGCUUAA
Messenger RNA from Diversispora eburnea, 2775 nucleotides. The record is from the annotation of a GenBank genome assembly. Lineage: Eukaryota; Fungi; Glomeromycota; Glomeromycetes; Diversisporales; Diversisporaceae.